Molecule: messenger RNA, 3755 nt
Organism: Chinchilla lanigera (long-tailed chinchilla)
Lineage: Eukaryota; Metazoa; Chordata; Mammalia; Rodentia; Chinchillidae
Gene: Stat6
Product: signal transducer and activator of transcription 6, interleukin-4 induced
Exons: 23
Coding region: 1117-3657 (846 amino acids)
Biological process (GO): cell surface receptor signaling pathway via JAK-STAT; regulation of transcription by RNA polymerase II; growth hormone receptor signaling pathway via JAK-STAT
Molecular function (GO): DNA-binding transcription factor activity, RNA polymerase II-specific; RNA polymerase II cis-regulatory region sequence-specific DNA binding
Source: RefSeq, a predicted model, not a curated record
GGGGAAGUUGUGCUUGUAUUUGUUUCCGGGUGUGUCUCAAUAUUUAUCCCAGAAACAGGAACUUCGCCAGGGCCGCGCAGCACAUUCGUAUCCUAACUCGCCCCUCGGGGACGGCGGGCAGCUCUCCCGCGGGCGCCGGCUGCCCCGGGGUCUGAGGAGCGGCACCCCGGAGGAGCGGCACCCCGGAGGAGCGGCCAAGGCGGGUCUUCGGCGCCCGGCGCUCCUGGAGGCUUCCCGAACUCGCAGCCAGGGCUCCCCUCCUCCAGCGCCUCGCAGCGGCGGUCGCGGCGGUCACGCGACCUCUGAGGCGUUCCCGCCGAGAAGGGAGGCGAAGCUCGGGGUGCAGACAGCCUCGAGCGCCGCGGCUGCUUUUCAGGGCCCUCCGCUGGAGGGAGCGCGGAGCCCACAGGGAUGUGCUUUUCCGGAGGCCCCGGGGAGCCCGGUCCGCAAAGCCCCGGGAAAGUCUGAGCGGGGGAGCCACGCAGUCCGGGUUGGCACGGCUGCGCUUGUCGCCGCGCGAGGCUGAUGACUGUGGAGGGGCACGCAGCACAUGGGGGCCACCUUCCCCUCCAGCCUGGCCUCAACGCCGGGAGGCCCAGCCCGGCUCCCCUGUGCACGACGUGCUUCCCCACCCCGCGCAGGAGGCACACAUGUUCACCCCACUUUCUUCCUCUUCCUCCUCCAGCCCACUUUCUCUUCUCUGUGUCGUCAGAGCUCCAGGGAGGGACCUGGGUAGACGAGAAGCCGGAAACAGCAGGCUGAGCCACUGCUUGCACUGGGGAGGACGGCCAGGAGAGGACCGUGUGUGUGUGUGUGUGUGUGUGUGUGUGUGUGUGUGUGUGUGUGUGUGUGUGUGUGUGUGUGUGUGUGUGUGUGUUGUUUUUUACUUUUUGGUGGUGGUGGUGGUGGUGGAGGGGAGUGCUAGCAGGGCCAGCCCUGAACUCACCGGACAGAGCUACAGACCCAUGGGACUAGGCAGUGGCCGCUGAGAGAGGGAGAAGACCGAAGAGGGGUGCUGAGUUUCAGUUAUCUUCAGUAAACCACAGUCUGCAAACAUCAAACUGAAACCACCAGAAAUAAACAAUUCUUAAGUUGCACCCAUCCAAACGCCAGAUCAUGUCUCUGUGGAGUCUGGUCUCCAAGAUGUCCCCAGAAAAACUACAGCGGCUCUAUGUGGACUUUCCUCAGCACCUGAGGCAUCUCUUAGGUGACUGGCUGGAGAACCAGCCUUGGGAGUUCCUGGUCAGCUCAGACGCCUUCUGUUGCAACGUGGCAAGCACCCUGCUUUCAGCCACCGUCCAGCGUCUUCAGGCUUCUGCAGGAGAGCAGGGAGAGGGAAGCACCGUCUUACAGCACAUCAGCACCCUGGAGAGCAUAUAUCAGAGGGACCCCCUGAAACUUGUUGCCACUUUCAGACAAAUACUUCAAGGAGAGAAAAAAGCUGUUAUGGAACAGUUCCACCACCUGCCAAUGGCCUUCCACUGGAAGCAAGAAGAACUCAAGUUUAACACAGCCCUGCAAAGGUUGCAGCACCGAGCUGGGGAGAUCCGCCUUCUCCGAGAAGCCUUGCAUCAGGGGACUGAAGCUAGACAAGUGUCCCUGCACAGCUUGAUAGAUACUUCUGCCAAUGGAACCGGGCCAAGUGAGGCGCUGGCCACGCUGCUGCAGGAGACCAUUAGGGAGCUGGAGAUGGCUCAGACCCUGCUGCUGAAGAGGAUCCAGAUUUGGAAACGGCAGCAGCAGCUGGCGGGGAAUGGUGCACCCUUUGAGGAGAGCCUGGCCACGCUCCAGGAAAGGUGUGAGAGCCUGGUGGACAUUUAUUCCCAGCUACAGCAGGAGGUAGGGGCAGCUGGUGGGGAGCUUGAACACAAGACCCAGGCAUCACUGAUUAGGCGGCUGGAUGAAGUCCUGCAGACCCUCGUCACCAGAUCUUUCCUGGUGGAGAAGCAGCCCCCCCAGGUUCUGAAGACCCAGACUAAGUUCCAGGCCGGAGUUCGGUUCCUGCUGGGCCUGCGGUUCCUGGGUGCUCCAGCCAAACCUCCACUGGUCAGGGCCGACAUGGUGACCGAGAAGCAGGCAAGGGAGCUGAGCAUGCCCCAGGGGCCUGGGGCAGGAACAGAGAGCACCGGGGAGAUCAUCAACAACACGGUGCCGCUGGAGAACAGCAUUCCCGGGAACUGCUGCUCUGCCCUCUUCAAGAACCUGCUCCUGAAGAAAAUCAAGCGAUGUGAGCGGAAGGGCACCGAAUCUGUCACUGAGGAGAAGUGUGCGGUGCUCUUCUCCACCAGCUUUGUGCUUGGGCCCAACAAACUCCUUAUCCAGCUCCAGGCCCUGUCUCUGCCCCUGGUGGUCAUUGUCCAUGGCAACCAAGACAACAAUGCCAAAGCCACUAUCCUGUGGGACAAUGCCUUCUCUGAGAUGGAUCGUGUGCCUUUUGUGGUGGCUGAGCGCGUGCCCUGGGAGAAGAUGUGUGAAACGCUGAACCUCAAGUUCAUGGCUGAGGUGGGGACCAGCCGGGGACUGCUCCCAGAGCACUUCCUCUUCCUGGCCCAGAAGAUCUUCAAUGACAACAGCCUGAGCAUGGAGGCCUUCCAGCACCGUUCUGUGUCCUGGUCACAGUUUAACAAGGAGAUCCUGCUGGGCCGGGGCUUCACCUUUUGGCAGUGGUUCGAUGGUGUCCUAGACCUCACCAAACGCUGUCUCCGGAGCUACUGGUCAGACCGGCUGAUCAUCGGCUUCAUCAGCAAGCAGUACGUCACCAGCCUCCUUCUCAAUGAGCCCGACGGAACCUUCCUGCUCCGCUUCAGUGACUCAGAGAUCGGAGGCAUCACCAUUGCUCAUGUCAUCCGGGGCCAGGAUGGUUCCCCACAGAUAGAGAACAUCCAGCCAUUCUCUGCCAAAGACUUGUCCAUUCGUUCACUGGGAGACCGAAUUCGGGAUCUCGCUCAGCUCAAAAACCUCUACCCCAAGAAACCCAAGGAUGAGGCUUUCCGGAGCCACUAUAAGCCUGAACAGAUGGGUAAGGAUGGCAGGGGUUAUGUCCCAGCUACCAUCAAGAUGACUGUGGAAAGUACAUGUGCACCUUCUCUUCUCAGGGACCAGCCCCUUCCCACCCCAGAGCUCCAGAUGCCUGCCAUGGUGCCCUCUUAUGAUCUUGGAAUGACUGCUGAUCCCUCCGUGAGCAUGCAGCUUGGCCAAGAUAGGAUGCCCCAGGUGUACCCCCCACAUUCUCAUUCCAUCCCGCCGUAUCAAGGCCUCCCCCAAGAAGAGUCGGUCACGGUGCUCUCAGCCUUCCAGGAGCCUCAUCUGCAGAUGCCCCCUCGGCUCAGCCAGAUAAGCCUGCCCUUUGACCAGCCUCACCCCCAGAGCCUGCUGCCUUGCCAGACUCAGGAGCAUGGCGUAGACGUGAGCAUGGAUGAAGACAGCUGCCUAACCCAGCCAGUGGGAAGAUACCACCAGGGCACUUGGGUUGAUGAAGACAUGUUCCCUGCCCUGCUGCCUCCCACUGAACAGGACCUCACCAAGCUCCUUCUAGAAGGCCAAGGGGAGGCCGGGGGAGGGUCCUUGGGAGCCCAGCCACUGCUGCAGCCCUCCUCCUACGGGCAGUCCGGGAUCUCUAUGUCCCAUCUGGACCUAAGAGCCAACCCCAGUUGGUGAUCCCAGCUGGAGGAUGAGCCCAGUGACAGCGCUCCUGUGUCCGUGGAUCUGCUGCGGAUACCUGCUCACAGAGGUGCCUGCCAUCUCCAGCUGCUCCA